Paracoccidioides lutzii Pb01 is the source of this 585-nucleotide messenger RNA. RefSeq lists its product as hypothetical. Gene Ontology annotation, molecular function: nucleic acid binding. Bases 1 to 585 code for a protein of 194 amino acids. The transcript is spliced from 3 exons. The record is from RefSeq and is a predicted model, not a curated record.
AUGGUCGUCGCCACCGACGUUACCCACCCUUCUCCAGGCUCCGCCUCUAACACUCCCAGCAUCGCUGGCAUUAUUGCAUCCAUCAACAGCCAGCUGGCCCAAUGGCCUGCAGACCUCCGCAUCCAAACCUACCGCCAGGAAAUGGUCUCAGCGCUCGACGACCUUCUGGAAACCCGCCUGAAACUCUGGGCCAAGCACCACCAGCAAAAUUACCCAGAAAACAUCCUCGUCGUCCUCAACAAUGAACUCCCACUUCUCCAAAAAGCAAGCGCCUCCCUCUACUCGGCCACAGAUAUCAAAAUCCGGCUACCUGCGCAUAAAGCAUCAUCAUUGUCGGCAAGUGAUAUAAUACCUGCGACGCAGACCACUCCUUCAACCCGCGAAAAUGGCGCCGUUGUUGACCGUGGAGUCACUGACGUCCGCAACUGGGACUUCCUAGAAUCGCACACAGCGCUUCAAGGGACUGCGCGCCCGGGCCAUUACUACAUCGUCGACGACGAGGUCAGGUCAACAGCUGCAGCGUCGGCGAUGUCGAGUGUCGUACUCGCCCUGGUGGAAAUGUCGCAGAUGCCGUCGAAGCGCUGA